Messenger RNA from Penicillium alfredii, 258 nucleotides. RefSeq lists its product as uncharacterized. The transcript has 2 exons. Bases 1 to 258 code for a protein of 85 amino acids. The record is from RefSeq and is a predicted model, not a curated record. Lineage: Eukaryota; Fungi; Ascomycota; Eurotiomycetes; Eurotiales; Aspergillaceae.
AUGCUAAGCUCGUCGGAGACGGCCACAGGAUUCAGUGGUCAAAAACCGACGGAUCAGUUUCCGGAUCCAGCAAAGCGACAAAUGCACUGGGGUGAUGACAACAACGGGGACCUGGAGUUCACGAAUACCAAUGGCCAGACCGUGUUGUUCUCGUUCAAGCAUGCCACCAAAUUCCAAAGUAUCUGGAUUGAUCCCGAGAUGAAGGGAGUGCCGCGCCUUACUAAAGAGCGCUCGUUAGAGGAUGAGGGACUACAGUGA